AUGCAGGUGCGCAAGGUAGCAGAGAGCAUGCAGCUGCCGAUUUACGGACAGCUCAUAUCCCAGUUGUACAACAGGUGCGACAGAGAGAGUAACUCCCAAAUAAGCUGGGGGUUGCUACUCAACUUCCUGGAGGCGGGCAUAGGUGGCGCGAACUGCAGAGUGGCAAUGGUGAGGCGAGAAAAAGCGGAGGAGGUGGCCAAAGACACUGAGAUGGAGAUUGACCAGAACAAG
This is a messenger RNA of Symsagittifera roscoffensis, 231 nucleotides long. RefSeq lists its product as uncharacterized. The record is from RefSeq and is a predicted model, not a curated record. Lineage: Eukaryota; Metazoa; Xenacoelomorpha; Acoela; Convolutidae.